Messenger RNA from Chelmon rostratus (copperband butterflyfish), 8063 nucleotides. It is a transcript of the gene ccser2a, whose product is annotated as coiled-coil serine-rich protein 2a. Gene Ontology annotation, biological process: microtubule bundle formation. The coding region runs from base 169 to 3288 and encodes 1039 amino acids. Lineage: Eukaryota; Metazoa; Chordata; Actinopteri; Chaetodontiformes; Chaetodontidae. Gene Ontology annotation, cellular component: microtubule cytoskeleton. The transcript has 10 exons. The record is from RefSeq and is a predicted model, not a curated record. Gene Ontology annotation, molecular function: microtubule binding.
ACUUUCAGUUUAGAUGAUGGAGGAAACAAAGUGCAGAGUCACUUGGCGGGGUGUAGCUCUUAUCUAAAUGAUUGACUCUGGGAUGAAGAUGAUGGGACUAGGCAACAUAAGUUCACUGAGUUAAGCUGUGUGUGAUUCCAUGCUCCUCCAUGCCUUUGUUGGCAUCUAAUGGAAGAAAAAGCACCAAUCAGGUCUGCCAUGGUAUCCAGACUGCCUAAGUUCGGUGGGCGCUCCUCUACUGGUGGUGCUAGCCCCUUGUCCAAUGGUUCCACACAGUCAACCACACCUACCCAGGAUGGUAAGACUACUCCUCAAGGGACACGCCCGAAUGGCAUGAUCUGUGCCUCUUCUUUUUCCCUGAAAUGGAAGAGGGAUGAUGGGACAUCCCUCACCAGCCCGACCACCCCCACCAGCCCUGGGGACGUAGGUGAAGACAAGGCUCAGACACAGCUUCCCUCUGUAGCAAAGGAGGUAAAGAAUGGCUCUCCAGCGACGCCCAAGAUGCGGAGGUCAGGUUCUUUGAUGGUGGCUGUCUCCAGUCCCAAAGCCAUCCCCAAACAAUCAUUGAAGAUGAGUCCCAAAGUAGGGACUAAGCUAGGCCAAAGUCCACUGAAUGGAGGUCCAAAAAUGGGCCAUAAUGGUUCCAGCAUUCCUGCUCGAACAGGGUCAGACUCUCGACUUGUGCGGCCAAGGUUAGGCUCCAGCUCUCCCAGAAGCAGCUCUCAAGACAGCCUGUCCCAGUCCAGUGAUAGCCUGAAGACUUUGGCACUGGACAACAUGGUGCGUUCGAACAGCUUCACUCACUUCAAGCAGAUUCCCUCACCCACUAGCCAGCCUAUGACACGGUCCUUCUCCUUUAACCGGGCUGUGGAGCUAGCCAAGCCUCUAGCGAACACUCAGCUCCGACCACCGCGGAGCAGUUUCCUCAGACCCCCUCAGCUGAGCAAUGGAAGAGUGGGUUUAGGACUUGGAGGCCUGAAUGGCUGCCUUGGAGGUUCAGGAGGUCUAGGCGGAGGACUUGGAGGACAGUACAGUAGAACUCCUCCAGCUGCCUCCUCUCUGCCCACCCUCUCGGUCCUGCCAGCACCCAGUACCCCCAGUGCUCUGCGGAAGCCUCUGCUCCCCAGUUGUGUGCUGACCAAGUCAUUGGGCAGCAGUGGGGGGUCUUUGGGUUACAGACUGCCUCGAUCCGGGCAGUCCAAGCAGCAGAAGCCUCUUUUUCCAGGUAGGGUCAAGGGGGAUAUAAGACCUUCAGCUGCCCCUGAAUGUGGAGGGCUGUUGGGGAUAGCAGUAGACAUUGAGCCAACUGGUGAGACUGACAAAGCAGACUCACACAGUGACAGUGAUGGAAGCUCUGGAGAUGGAGGAGGAAAAGGAGGAGGAAGUGGUCUGCUUAGACAGAGCUCUGGCCAGGCAGCAGGCGAGACUCUGGAGGACAUGUCCUUAUCUUCUGCCUCAUCUCUAGACAGAGGCGAGACCAGUGAAGAGUUUCUAGAUGACUUUUACAGUGUGGGAGAUUUGCUCAGCGAUGGGGACCUGCCUGACAACCGGAAAACUGGCAACACUACUCAAACCCGCCUACACAGUUUUCUCAAUGAGACCCUUGACUGGGACAAUAUGGAUCUAGAAGGGCAUAAAGAAGAAAGCCCUAUGCAGGACUCCCAGGGACCACUGGUGUUGUCUCCAGACCGGAGUGAUGUCCUUCAGGCCUCAUCUGUGGAGAUGUCACCCUCCAACAGCUCAGGCGGAACCUACAUGUGGGAUGAGGAUGGUCUUGAGCCCCUUGAGGGGCCUGGGACACAUCCAUGUGACAGCUAUGAUGAUUCAGAGCUCAACAGCAUGGAUAUCCUGAACAACCUGGACCCUCCGGGAACUGGAGAGUUGGACGAUGAUGACCUCAUGCUGGAUGUGGACCUCCCAGAGGAUGGCUUGCAUGACGCUGACAAGAUGUCCCACAUUGAGCACUCAGAGAGGGCCGGUCGACAGGGGCAGCGGCGUAAACACCACCGCUGGAGUGGACCAGAUCAUUUCCACAAUGAUAGCAGGGCCCAUGUCUUCCAGCGCUAUGAUGGUCUCAAGGCUUCAAGGAUUUCUUCACGGCCUGUCUCCUCUGAAGGCAGGCAGCAUGGCUACAUGGCGAUGCUGGAUGAGCUCACACUCGAACACAUGACUCAGGAUUGCAGCUCGCUCAAGAACCAGCUGCUCAGGCUCAAAACGCUACUACAGCUUGAGGAUACGGACUCUCCAGCAGAUGUUCCUGAGGAGGUCGAAGAUAAUACCACUGCAUCCCAGUUGGAGGAUCUGAUUAAGGAAGUGCAGGUGCUCAGAGAGGAGCUGAGGAGUCGAGACAAGACCAUUGCUCAGCUCACAUUGCAGUGUCAACAGCUACAACAUCAGCGGGAACAGAUGCCUGCCCAAGGCCGGCAGUUCAGGUGUCAGUGCAACCACCAGAGGGCUCCAUCUACACUACGACAGAGUGACAGACAGAUGGACAAACGGAUGCAGCAUCACUAUGACAAGGCCACCCAGACAUACUGGAGGCCACCCAACCACGCUCCUCAAAUACUACAGCCUUUCAACCCCUGCCUCAGAGAGCACCUCCACCAGGGAAGACGAGUAAAAACUCCCCCCACCGAGGGCCGCAGUGACCUCACGAGGAAUACACCAAAGGAAGGAAAACAUAUAGAUGCUGCCUGUCUGCUUCAAGACCCUAUGGAAUAUGUGUCUAGACCAGCAGGCCCAGAUGAGCUGAGUCAUCUCCUCAGCACCCACCUGCACCUCCCAGGCUCUGGGGCUCCACGGGGGGUAAAUGCCAGAGACAGUCCAGCAUCAGCAGCUCAGCCUACAACUCAGCAUGAGUGGAGGGCCCCCGCUGGGAUAGUGCAGAACUCUGUCACUCCCGCAUCUGCUAGUUCUGCUUCCCCUCGCAUGCUGCAGCCUCCACGCCUUCACAAGCGCGUGUCUCUCCCUGCACUCAAGCCAGGGGGCACCGGAGGCUUGGUCUCUCUGAAGCCGGGGUGUUCCUUAGGCCCUGUGGCUAGCCGGACCAAGCAGCUGCCCCCUCCGUCCAGAGGCCUUCCCUGCUAUAACGGGGGACCCCAGGUGCAGCCUCGAAGUCUAUGUCGCACUUCGCUGGUUCAGCCUGGCAGAUCAGAGCCUUGCAGUGAUCCGCGGGGCGCCAACACCAGCUUGGAGGAGCCCUACCAGCGGACGCUCAAAGACCCUGGGUCAGCCAAAAUCCUGAUCCCUAUGAAUCGCUCAUGCCUCCCCAAGCCAAAGAUACCCUGAGGAGCUUAAACCCACUCAUCAAAACUCAAAAAUAGAAUCGCUCUGACAUUGAUAUUCAUCCCCUUCUCUCUCCCAGCCAUAAAAACAGAGUGAUUGUUUUACCGUUUGUGUCAAAGGAACAUUACUCUGCGCUCAUUAGACCACAUGGACCAUUCAGGAACUGUCUGUGUCGUUGACAUUGGUAUUGUGACUACUGUAUUGUUUCUAAAUUAGCCUCUAUAACUACAGCCUGACUGAUUGAUCUUCUGACAGAGGAUUUUAUCUUCACAACAAUCCAUAGUGGUAUAUAACAGUUUUCAGAUUGAGAGCAAUUUGUGGAAGAAGAAGUUUACUAGACUUGCACAUGCAAAUGUGCAGGAAAAAGAGUGUUACCAUUCAGAGAAGUCAGCUUGUUUUGUUCUUUUGUAAUACCCGCUGGCUAUUAUCACAGUUUAAAGUCCAAGUUCACUCGUCCUCACAAAGCUGUGCCCUCUGACACGCAGGUACAUUCGGUUUUAAACGUGGAGGUGACAUGAAUGUGACCUUUGCAGUGUAAUAGAAAGCCCAGGGGAAGAUGGAGACAAAACAAGGAGUGAGAAAAAAAUAAAAAAAUAAAUAUAAUAACAGUAGAAGGGGAAUGGGGACUAGAGACUGGAAAGCAAAUUUGUCAAAGUGCUCUGGAGCUGUCACGUCCAGAAUGAAAAUAUGUGUUUGUGUAAGUGUGAAUGUGAGAGAUGAGAGACAUAGAGGUGAGGGACAAAGGGGGAAAGCAGCUCCAUGCUGAAGGUGCAUACAUGUUUCUACUUCACUUUGCUACACUGCUAAACAAUACACAAGUGAGGAAUUACCUUUCAUAAUGUAGCGGAAAACUUAAGCACUUAAGUGUGCUCAGGUGCAAUGUAGGCCCACUCAUCCAUGUGCAAAUACACAAAGUACUCUGGUUACUUUGUGCAUUUUUAGAUAGAAAACUAGUGUGGAGUAGCAGGACAUAUGAUGAAAGAGAGGAGACAGCAUGUAGCAAAUCUAAUUAUUGUCUUACAGUCUUAUAUUAAUCCUUACUGUAAGACAAAGACAUAUAGUACAAAACAGCCAGUAAUGUGAGGAAAGGUCACUUCCAGUGCAAAUACAUUUGUUGCAAAAAUGUUGAGAACUUUUUCAGGUGAAAAAAAGAACUAAAAAUGAGCCACCUGCCUCAUUUGAUGACAUCAUAAGGUGAUGUAAGAAAAUGUAACAAGGCAAAAUCAGGUUGAGAAGAGUGACGCUUGAUUUGAGAGUUAAUUAACUUGUCAAGAGGGACAUUUGAUCUGUCUUCCUCAAUGACCCACACAUGUAAGCAUCAGCCAACGGAUUCAUUAAACACUGCUGCCUGGUGUGUCUGUGUGUGUGUGUGUGUGUGUGUGUGUGUGUGUGUGUGAGCUGUUGUCGCACCCCCCUCCAACGCCCCCCUUCCCCCGCCUUUCGCUCCCUUGCACAUUUCUUUGGGAACAUCAAAGGUAUUAGCGUGGUAUUUUCAGGUAGGGAGCCUUCAGGGCUUUAGUGGUGCUUCUGUGGGAGUUUUGGAGAAUCGUGUUUAUCUCUCCUUUGCUGAGCUCUUUUGCAGUCAAACGCUCCCGAAAUGUCCCCGAAUGGGGAGCAGUAGUGUGUUAAAAAGGCCUUCUGACAGCAACUCUGCUCUCUUCUCUGUCACGCCGCGUGACCGCUUGGUGUACGCCUCUGGCACUGUCCGGUCUACUGCGUCCAAUAAUGCACCCUACACAGAGUGAGACAGAGAGAGAGAGAGAGAGAGAGAGAGAGAGAGAGAGAGAGAGAGAGAGCCACGCACACACACAUCACACACAUAUACAUCCGGACACACAAGCUGCAUGGACGCACAUGCACGGGAACUCUGACAAAACUCAAAGAGACACGGACCUCAGAGGGAGCACACACACCAGUUAUCACUUCCCAGUAGCCAAACAAACACACUUUGAAUUCUAUAACAGUGCACAAAGGUGUGUUUUUAUUGUUUUGGUAGCCCACACAAAAUGAGGUCUCCGAGUACACAUUGAUCCAUCUCUCCUCCGUAGCCAAAAGAAGAUGGCCGUCUCUUGAUUAACCUGGAAAUGGGCAGAGGCUUGCGUGUCUGUGAGUGUGGAUCCAUGUGGCUGAUAAAACAUGUUUACCUGUUGGACGGUACAACAUUGUGCUGGACCAGCCAAGCAGUCGUCAGUGCCGUGUGAAGCCAAGAGAAAACCAUUUCUUUUAAUGAAACACAGAGACAGAAAAAGAGGAUGAGGGAGAUGCAGAGAGAGAGAGAGAGAGAAUGAGACAGAGCAGGAAGAGAGAGCGAAGAAUACGAGAUGUAGAGAUGAAAUAGCGAAGGCGCUACGAUCAGGAUGAGCUGUUUCUGGCAGACUUUUCUGCUCAUGAAUGUUUGUCUAUAAAAUGUUGUUACGGUGUGUGGAAGAGAGGGGAGGGAGACAGAAUACAUAGCAUGUUUGUUUGUUUGUGUGCACUGUGGUCCAGAGAAUAGCCCAAUCCCCUCAGCUGUGUCACUCACUGCUUAGUAAUGCCAAACGGGAAAUCAAUGUUGCCCACUGUGUGUGUUUGUGUGUCUGUGUGUGUGUACGUCUCCAGACAAUCCUGGCUGCCCAUGUUUCUCUCUUGGAAGUGUGUGUGUGUGUGUGUGUGCGCGCGUGUGAGAGAGAGAGAGAGAAAGAGAUGUGUCUGCCCACAGGCCAAAGGCAAACCCAUGCCAGGGAAAGCAGGGCAGUGCCAACCUUCCCUCCCUGUGCUGUAUUCCCUAUCUCCAAAUCAAUGUCCCUGCUCAGUUUAGCAGUCAAGCCGAUCAGUCUUGCUAGCCAUGCUAUAACAAAACCACAACUGGGCUGAAAACUCCCUGCAGCAGCUCGGAUCAAUUCUGAUGCAGGAUUUUGAUUCAGUUUAUUUUUGCGGGAACACAAAUUAUUAAGCUGCAUUGCACAACAGGAAAAAAAGUUACCAAAAGGGCCGGGUUGCUCCAUAUUUCUACUCUGAAUGGCACAGGACUGCGUUUCAGCAUGUUGCACACAGUAUCUAUCUCUUAAGAUCGUAAUACACUAAAGAUGCACAUCAACUCAGACACAUUACUUGACUUGUAACCAGGUAAUCCACUGAUAUACAGAACGUAAACAGAGUUACUGCAAAAAAAGAGAUAUGUUUGCAGUUUCAAGCUUUCAGUUUUACUUUAAAGACGCUGUAAUCUGUGUAGUAAUUGUGACCUUGGAUAUAGCUGUGCGUAUAUUAAGGAAUCGUUUGUAGUCAUAAACCUCUUUGGAGCAUUUAUGAGCCUUUAAGAUCAUUGUUUUGGUUUUACAGCCCACAACUUUACUGUUUUGAAUCUCUCACACCAUUCGUGUCAACAUUGUUUCUAGAUGCAGAAAAAAAAGCUAAACCCAGCAGACCGGCCACAUGAGUGGCAAGCUGUUAAACACAGUGGAGCAUUUAGCAAGUGAAGAGCCCGAGAGUUCCCUCGAGGGCUGGUGGAGAACAAAAACAGAGCUGAGAAGAAAUAUUGGACUUAAAUGUCUCAGGGGAACACAAACAUGACUCAAUGAAUGCUGGUGCUGUUAUGCAUCUGCUAAAUGAGUGAAUGCUUUUUACUUUACAAGUUGAUAAUGCAUAUGUUGGUGUGUGCAGCUUGUUUCCACUGCUCCUGAGUGGCCUGAAAAUUACUUUAAAACCAUCAUGAGGGGCAGCUGUUUUCUAGCCACUUCUACCUGCUCCCGAUGAUGGUUUUAAAGUGAAACCCAAAGCUUGAAACCUCAAAUAAGCAUUUGUCAGUUUUUGAGUAACUCUGCUCUUAUACUUGACUUGUGUUUGAGUAUCUUUGUGGUCAACAGCAACAGACACGGUACAGUCCAUUGAUGUACUUUUAUAGCAGUUUCAAAUCCACCUCUCAGAUGUUGCAGUUGUCACUUUCAUUAUUGCUGAAUUUCCACUUUGUCGUUGAAAGUGUUAGCAGAUAAAGCUCUGUAUUGUAGCUGCUCAUAUUUUCCUCCAGUAAUAGUCAAGGUCACCCUAUUUAUCGCUCCAUAAUCUCCAAUAUCAGCUGCUUGCAGUUGUUCAGCACUGUCCCAAGUACACUGUGCAAUAUUGUUUGAAGCAAAAAGACGAGGGAACGCUACACUAUAUUUUAAGCGACCUUUUAUGCAGAUGAAAAAAAGCAAAUAAAGCUUUUAAAAAUUCUUCUCUGAAGCACUUUAAAUGAUGUUAGUUGUCGAUGCUGAAUUAACAUUAAACUGGAUUUAGACGCUGCAUGGAAUCCAUUUGGUUUUACAGUAUCAGUUUUUAUCCCUUCUUCUUUCCCAGUGUGUCUCUGUUUGCAAAGUCACUUUUUUGUAGGAAGCCAUGUGAGACAGCAAUAAAAGUCAAACCUACAUCUUGAUGAUGGUGUUUUGGCUAAUCUUCUGUUGGAGCUUUGUCACUAUGUUGUCUAAAAUAUGUUCUUCCCCUUGAAGUGCUUGCAUGUUAGACCAGUAACCUCCACCUUAAAUGCUUAACUGUAGGUCAAAGGCAAAAUGUUGAACAUCAGAGCAGAAGAUGGCGCUGCGCCAUCAGUGAGAGGCCACAGGUGAAAACGCCGGUCCUAUCUUUGGAGGUACCACUUUGACAGUCAGUGUUAUUGAUUGAUCUGGAUCUGCAUUGCACAGCCUCGCCAGCGCUUACACACACCAACAAAGCUGCUGAAUUGAAGAUGAAGGAGAAAACAUGUUCUCAGUUUGUUCUUAUUGUUUUCACUGUCUACUGGUUGUAUUUCUGUGGAAAUAAAGUAUGAU